GAUUCACAUGGGCGAUGUUUGGUUUCAUCUCAUGGGUCCUCUCUCUCUCUCUUUCUCUCUCCUCUGAACCGACAAUUAUGAGCUUUGAAGCAUAAAGAACAGGAAAAAGAAAAUACAUUUCUCUUUCUCCCCCUCCUUUUUCUUCCCCCUUCUUCUUUCUUUUCCUUCUUUAUUUUUAUUUUUAUUUUUAUUUUUUCGUUUCAUUUGUAGCUGACUAGCUGGGAGUUAUGGCCGAAGAUCAGGAGAUGUCUGCUCCUGUUGUGGACGGGAAAGAUGCGGUUACUGGCCAUAUAAUAUCCACAACCAUCGGGGGAAAGAAUGGAGAGCCAAAGCAGACAGUUAGUUACAUGGCAGAGCGUGUUGUCGGAACUGGGUCAUUUGGAGUUGUUUUUCAGGCAAAAUGUCUCGAAACUGGGGAAACAGUGGCUAUUAAGAAGGUGUUGCAGGACAGGAGAUACAAGAAUCGUGAAUUGCAGUUAAUGCGCACAAUGGAUCACCCAAAUGUUGUUUCUUUGAAGCACUGCUUCUAUUCGACAACGACCACGGAUGAGCUUUUUCUCAAUUUAGUCAUGGAAUAUGUCCCCGAAUCCAUGUAUCGGGUGCUCAAACAUUAUAGCAACAUGAACCAGCGAAUGCCGCUCAUUUAUGUUAAACUUUACACAUAUCAAGUAUUUAGAGGGCUGGCAUACAUGCACUCGGUUGCCGGAGUAUGCCACAGAGACCUAAAACCGCAAAAUGUUCUGGUUGACCCUCUCACUCACCAGGUUAAGAUUUGUGAUUUCGGAAGUGCUAAAGUCCUUGUUAAAGGUGAAGCAAACAUAUCAUACAUCUGCUCUCGGUUCUACCGGGCGCCCGAACUCAUAUUUGGUGCAACAGAGUAUACUACCUCAAUUGAUAUUUGGUCGGCUGGCUGUGUCCUUGCAGAGCUUCUCCUUGGACAGCCAUUGUUUCCGGGAGAGAAUGCUGUUGACCAACUUGUUGAGAUAAUCAAGGUUCUUGGAACACCAACCCGGGAGGAAAUCCGCUGCAUGAAUCCAAACUACACUGAUUUUAGGUUUCCACAAAUCAAGGCCCACCCUUGGCACAAGGUUUUCCACAAACGCAUGCCUCCGGAAGCAAUUGACCUUGCUUCUCGACUACUGCAGUACUCACCAAGUCUACGUUGCUCUGCUCUAGAAGCAUGUGCACAUCCUUUCUUCAAUGAACUUCGAGAGCCUAAUGCCCGCCUUCCAAACGGGCGCCCAUUGCCGCCUCUUUUCAAUUUUAAACAAGAGUUGUAUGGGGCCUCGCCAGAGCUCAUUAACAGGUUGAUACCCGACCACGUGAAAAGGCAAAUGGGGCUUCAUUCUUUCUCGUCCCAUGGGGGCUUGACGUGAGGUGUGAAACACGAGACUGACUAAUACGAGUCGACGACGAGGACAAAGGGAUCGGAAAAUUGCAAUCCCGCCAUAGAUACCACCGGGGUAUGCAUGCAGGCGAGCAUCUCCCCCGUUCACCAAGGAACGAGGCUGUUAGGCUGCUGCAUAUUAUGUUUUUAUUCUUUUUCUUGUACCAUUUUUAUGUUGCCUGUUUCAUUCUGCUACACCAUCCUCCCCCUUUUAGCACCAAAGAAAAUCAAAAUCCCUUUUGGUAUAUGUUUGGUUGUACCAAAGACCAGAAAGCUGCUGGGCAGCCGAGAAGUUAGAUGUAUGGAUAGUGUGAAACUGUGAAGGCUCCAAAAGUAAAUACUGGAACCCCCAAGGAAAAGCAACUUUUUUUUUCUUUAUUUUUUUCUUUAUUUUUUUAAAAACCUUUCUGUUCUGUUUUGGUUUAGUGUUUGUUAUGGCUUAAAUUAUGCUGCAAGCAAAUGUUGGUAUUCCAAUGUAUGUAAUGAAUGUAUCUAUGUUUCUUCUC
This is a messenger RNA of Ipomoea triloba (trilobed morning glory), 1893 nucleotides long. Its product is annotated as shaggy-related protein kinase eta-like. Gene Ontology annotation, cellular component: cytoplasm. The record is from RefSeq and is a predicted model, not a curated record. Gene Ontology annotation, molecular function: protein serine/threonine kinase activity; ATP binding. The transcript is spliced from 12 exons. Gene Ontology annotation, biological process: signal transduction; protein phosphorylation. Lineage: Eukaryota; Viridiplantae; Streptophyta; Magnoliopsida; Solanales; Convolvulaceae. The coding region runs from base 228 to 1376 and encodes 382 amino acids.